UUCCAUGCUUGGAGGGCAAUGAAUUGAUAUGUAAAAGUUGAACUGAUCAAUUUGUGAACAUGUAGGAAAGUUUUACUUAAAAAACAGAAUAUUAUUGGAAAAUUCAAUUGUUCUGUGCAUUCUAAUUUAUUUGUUUAAAUAAUUAUCGAAUUCCAAAAUUAUAUUGAUUAUUCCUUGAAUUCUAUCCAUUUGCAACUUUUGUCAAAUCCCAAAUGGAUAUUUUAGAGUUCAAGGAUGUAAAACCCGUGCCAGAUCAGUUCCAUCCGUACACUGAAAGUUUGAAAAACGACAAAGUCCCUAUUAUUAUAGACAAUGGUUCGUAUAAUUGUAGAGUUGGAUGGGCUACUAUGGAGAAGCCUUUAUUGGUUUUCAAGAACGUUCUAGCAAAAUCGAGUAAAUCCAGACGUGAAAAAUCGAAAAAGGAUAAUGAAAUACAAAUUGGAAAUGAUAUAAGCAAUAUAGAGGCCAUUAGAUUUCAACUUAAAACCCAAUUUGACAGAAAUGUUGUAACACAUAUGGAAGUCCAAGAGCAUAUUUUGAAUUAUGCUUUCUCCCAUUUAAGCAUUGAUACGGACAAUUGUGUGAAUCAUCCGAUAGUUAUGACUGAAGCUCUUCUCAAUCCUAAUUAUUCUCGAAUGUUGAUGUCAGAAUUGCUUUUUGAAUGCUAUACUGUACCAAGUGUAUGUUACUGUGUAGACAGUCUUGCAAGUUAUUGGAGAAAGCCUUCUGAAAAUAGCACUUCACUUUUAGUUGAUUUAGGUUAUUCUACAUGUCAUGUUAUUCCUAUUAUAAAUGGAAACUUCGAUGCAAAUCAGUUACGAAGACUUGAUCUUGGCGGUCAGCACAUUACAUCCUACCUACAUAGGCUUCUUCAGCUUAAAUAUCCAGCACAUUUCACUUCCAUUAAUCUUUCGAGGGCUGAGGAGUUGCUUCAUAACCAUUGUCAUGUUGCUACAAAUUAUAUGGAAGAAUUGUCAAACUGGUCUGAUCCUGAAUAUUAUGAUGCAAACGUUCGCUGUAUACAAUUACCUUUCAAUUAUUCCACCUCAACAUUAACUCCUGAACAACAGAAAGAAAGAAGGAAAGAACUUGCCAGACGUUUGAUUGAAAUUAAUGCCAGGAAAAGAGAAGAGAAGCUUGCUGAAGAUGAAGAACAAUUAAAUCAACUUUUAGCAAUUCAGGAUUUGAAGGAUGAAGGUGAAAUGGCAGAAUUCCAAAACGCUAUAGCUGAAAUUGGUUUAAACUCAACGGAUGAAUUGACAAAAUUAAUCAAUCAAGUACAAUUACGUAUCGAGAGGACACGGCAAAAAAUAGCUAAUACGAUGGCAAAUAAUAUGGAAGACCCAAUUGCAGAGGAUACAAGGCAGAAAAUUCCUAAACAGUUUCAAACACCUAAAUGUGAAGAGGAUUUUAAAACAUGGGUUGAAAGCGUUCGUAAAAAAAGGGAAGAGUUACUUGAAAAACGAGCAGUCAGAAGGCAAAGAAGGCAAGACAUGGCAAAACGGAGAACAUUAGCGUCUGUCGAAAGAAUGAGACUUAUAUCUCAGUUAGCAGCAAAUAAUGAAAAACGUGAUGAUGAUUUUGGAAGUCGGGAUGAAGAUUGGGAUGUUUAUAAGGCUAUCAAUAAGGAGGGAGAUAGCGAUAGUGAAGGUGAAUCAGAAAAGCUUCUAGAACUGGAAGAAGUUCUUCGAGCUCAUGACCCUACAUUUUUAACCUAUUGUCCUAACAAUGCCACCCAAGGAGGCGAAGCUCCAGCAGAGUCUUACAGACUACAUGUUGGCAUUGAAACAAUUAGGGCACCAGAAGCUCUAUUCUCUCCCUACUUGAUUGGAAGUAUGCAAGCAGGCAUAAGUGAUGUCAUAGCUUGGGUAAUAAAGCAAUAUCCAAACGAUAUUGCAGAAAUGUUAUCUAAAGAUGUUUGCCUGACAGGCGGACUUGCUAGAAUCCCUGGGAUAAAAGAUAGAAUCCUUUCGGAUUUAAUCGAAGUUCGACCAUUUAAAUCUGAAAUCAAUGUGAGGAUAUUACCGACACCUUCUUUUGGAGCUUGGAAAGGUUGUAAAAUGUUGGCAGGAUCUGCUGAUUUUACGAAUAAUUUUAUAACUCGUGAAGAAUAUUAUGAAAAAGGUGGAGAUUAUUUAAGGGAACAUUGUGCUUCAAAUGUUUUUACACCUUCUCCACUUUCAUUGGCCCAUAUUGAGGCACAUGCAGCAAAACCAGAUUAUGUUGAUUUGGAUCAACAUUAAAUCCUCGAAAACUAAUUUAAGCUGCAAUUAUUAUUUUUAUUUAUUAUAAAAACAUCAUUUGUUUUCCAAAUGUAAUGACUAAAUUGAAUAAUUUUAAUUUAUAAAAGUAAUAAAAUUAUGUCAAUUCAAGCGUUCGUAAAUUUGGUGUUUUUGACUAUUUUGAUCUCUCAGUUGUCACUGUUAUUAUCCAUCAGAUAUUUUUUCAGAUUUUCCCACAGAUCUCAAAAAUAAAUGUCACAAGUUUGUAAAUUGAUGUCAUUAGGUCAUUGUUCAAAUCAAAUCCUUGUAACUUAACAUAACUCAAUCAGAAAUGUUUCUUAUCCACCCAAGGUUAAUGAAAUUGAGAAACAUUUAUUAUUAACAAUUUAAAAUAUUAUGACAUAGAUUACUGCAUGGAAUUAUAAGACUCGGUUAUAAUAUUUAAA
Messenger RNA from Cimex lectularius (bed bug), 2668 nucleotides. It is a transcript of the gene Arp5, whose product is annotated as actin-related protein 5. Lineage: Eukaryota; Metazoa; Arthropoda; Insecta; Hemiptera; Cimicidae. The transcript has 11 exons. Bases 213 to 2243 code for a protein of 676 amino acids. Gene Ontology annotation, cellular component: cytoplasm; Ino80 complex. The record is from RefSeq and is a predicted model, not a curated record. Gene Ontology annotation, biological process: regulation of DNA-templated transcription.